GCCAUCUUUCUAAACAGACCUGCUCACAGUUGGUGCAAAAUGGAGUCUAACGCGAUUGCCAAUCCGCUUCAGGCGAUCAAGUACACCCGGGGCAACUUGCAGCUGCUGGAUCAGCGAUUGCUGCCUUUCCAAACCGUCUACUUAGAGGUACCUGAUGUUAAAGCAGCAUGGACCCAAAUCCGCGAUAUGGUUGUCCGCGGUGCUCCCGCGAUUGGUUGCACUGGCGCACUUGCGAUGGCGGUGGAGCUGAACAACCACAAGGACGCUGGCAAGGCGUUCAGCUCUGUCCAGGAAGCCGUUGACUUUAUUAACACCACGUUGGACUAUCUGGUCACCAGUCGCCCCACCGCCGUCAAUCUGGCGGAUGCCGCCGCCAAGCUCAAGGCCGCCACCUCCGCUGCUGCCGCCGCCCCCGCCGCCACCCCCACCUCCGUGUGUGGCGCCGUCAUUGCGGCUGCGGAGGCGUUUCUGGAGGAGGACAUUGCAGCGAACAAGGCCAUGGGUGCCACCGGCGCCGCCGCGCUGCUGUCCGCCGCCCGCGCCGCCGGCCGGGGUGUGGGCGGGCGGCUGCGGGUGCUCACCCACUGCAACACCGGCAGCCUGGCCACCGCUGGGUUCGGCACUGCGCUGGGCGUCAUCCGGGCGCUGCAUGAGCAGGGGGCGCUGGAACACGCAUUCUGUACGGAAACCCGGCCGUACAACCAGGGUGCGCGCCUCACCGCAUUCGAGCUGGCGCACGACGGGCUGCCCGCCACCCUCAUCUGCGACUCGGCGGCCGCGGCGCUCAUGGCAGCGGGGCAGGUGGACGCGGUGGUGGUGGGGGCGGACAGGGUUGUUGCCAACGGCGACACCGCCAACAAGAUCGGCACCAAGUCGCUGUCCAUCUCCGCCUCGCACUUCGGCAUUCCCUUCUUCAUCGCCGCGCCCACCACCACGCUGGACCCGGAGCUGCCCAGCGGGGAGCACAUCGUCAUCGAGCAGCGGCCGCAGGAGGAGGUGACGCACUUCCGCGGAGUGCGAGUGGCCGCGGAGGGGGUGAACGUGUGGAACCCCUCCUUCGAUGUGGCUCAAGCUCCCCUCAUCGCGGGUAUCAUCACCGAGAAGGGCAUGAUCCCCAAAAAGGAGGGGGCGUUCCAGGUCCGCGACUUCAUGUCCCAGCUGGGCCUCUGGCAGCCGCCCGCCCCCGCCCCCGCGCCCGCCCAAGACCCCACCUCGUCCACCCCAUCCUCCUCCACCGCCGCCGCCACCCCAGCCGGCUUCCGCGCCCUGGAUUGCGAGAGUGUACGACACUUCGUGGCUGCUCGUCCCGGCCUGCAGCAGCGGGUGGGACCGGCAGACAGCGUGGAGAGCUGGAGCGUGCGGGAGGUCGGCGACGGCAACAUCAAUUUCGUGUUCAUCUUGGAGGGCCCCGCGGGGGGGCUGUGUGUGAAACAGGCGCUGCCGUACGUGCGCUGCGUGGGGGAGGACUGGCCGCUCACGCAGGACCGCAUGCGUAUCGAGAGCGAGGCCCUAGCGGAGGAGGCCGCUUGCUGCCCGGAGCACGUGCCUGCAGUACACCUGUACGACCCCGCCAUGGCCCUCAUGGCCAUGCGCUACCUGGCUCCGCCGUACAUCAUCCUGCGGCGGGGGCUGGUGGCGGGGCGGACCUACCCGCAGCUGGCGCCCCACAUGGGGUCGUUCCUGGCCAAGACGCUGUUCCAUACCUCGCUCAUUCGCCUGGACAGCAGCACCUUCAGGUCCAAGGUGGCCCGCUUCUCCAAUGACGCCAUGUGCCGCCUCACGGAGCAAGUGAUUUUCACGGAGCCGCUCAUGGCAGCCAAGAACAACAGGUGGACCUCCCCCCAGCUGGACGCCGACGUGGCAGCCCUGCAGUCCGACCCCGCUGCCCGCGCGGCGCUGAGCGGGCUGAAGGGGCUGUUCUGCGGCCGCCCGCAGGCGCUGCUGCAUGGGGAUCUGCACACGGGCUCCAUUAUGGUCACCGAGAGUGAGACGGCGGUGAUCGAUCCGGAGUUCGCCUUCUACGGCCCCAUGGCCUUUGACGUGGGCAAGAUCCUGGCCAAUCUGCUGCUCGCCUACUUCGCCGCGGAGGGGCACGAGGCGACGGAGGGGGCGGGUGCGCGGCAGGAGCAGAAGGCCUGGUUGCUGUCCUGCAUCCGCGACACCUGGGAGGGCUUCUCGUCGCUCUUCCUGCAGCUGUGGGGGCAGCUGGGCGGGGCGGGGGACCUGUACCCCGCCGCGCUGGUGGCCGGGGAGGCGCUGGAGGCCUGCCAGCGGGAGUUCAUGGGGCAGCUGUGGCACGAGACGGUGCAGUUCAUGGGUGCCUUCAUCAUCCGCCGGAUCGUGGGUAUCGCGCACGUGGCGGAUCUGGAAUCCAUCGCCGACCCGGAUACCCGGGCUGCGUGUGAGCGGAGGGCGCUGCGGUUCGGACGCAGGUUGCUGGUGGAGGGGUCCCGGGGGUCGGCGCCGCUGGCAGCUGUGGCGGACCUCACGCGGGAGGCGGAGGUGGCGAAGUGAGGGAGGGGGGAAGAGGGUAUGACACUUGCGGGGGUUACUCGGGGGGUUACUCGGAACGUGCGGGAGCGGGAGGGGCUCGCGUCGCGUCGUCGGGGAGUUGUGACUUGUGACUUGUGAGGGUGUUCAACUGGGCUGGAGGGCCUGCGGCGAGGGACGUGUGUAACGGACAUGCAUGGGUGGUGGAGGGUCUGGUGGUAGUGGUGGUAUAACGGCAUAGGGAGGGUAAGCGGUUGUAGGCCUCGUAGACUGGCUUAAGGGGCGGUGAAGCGACGAACUGUAGUGGUGCUGGGAAUAGGGAUAGGAAAAGAAGGCGGGUAAGGACUCUUGCGGGGGUUGCGGAUGCCUUUGGGCUUCUUCAGCAUGUGGAUUGCCUGGAGUGGAACGUCAAGGUGCGGCGUCCAGGCACCAUCCGGGGCGUGGAGGUGGGGCUCAGGUACACCAUGAGACGCACGGAUUGUAGGGAAGCAGGAGUACUGCACGGAACGCUAGGAGCAGGAGGGCACGGGACACGGCGGCUCAAGCAGGCCGAGCGCGGAACGUUCAAACAAUCAUUGUUAUCG
Molecule: messenger RNA, 3074 nt
Organism: Astrephomene gubernaculifera
Lineage: Eukaryota; Viridiplantae; Chlorophyta; Chlorophyceae; Chlamydomonadales; Astrephomenaceae
Source: the annotation of a GenBank genome assembly